UCCUGCUGUCCAGCCAACUGAGCCGCUUUCUUCUGUGACUUCUGCUCGCUGCAGCAGUGCGGAAGGGCCCAGGGAGACCUCAGCAACGCCAUGGUGACGUUUUGGGCCGAGAGCCGUGAUAUGGGGUGGUAUCCGGGAGAGGCCUGGAUGGAAACGGCCAGAGCCAGCCCUAAAGAGCUAGAGACCGCUGCUCAGACAGAGGCAGUGACCUUUGAGGAUGUGACAGUCACCUUCACCACAGAGGAGUGGGUUUUGCUGAAUCCAUCCCAAAAGAAGCUCUACAGAGAUGUAAUGUGGGAAACCUUUAGGAAUAUGGCUGCUCUAGGAAACUGGGUGAGCCAGCAUAUUAACGAAGAGUACAAAACUUUUUGGAGAAAUCUAAGAAGUCAACAGGUAGAAAAAUACUGUGGAUACCAAGAUUGGACUCAACAUGAAGAGAAUUUUCUUGGGACUUCAGAUCCUAAUGUAAACAUGAAAAAACCUGGUUUUAAUCCAACUGAAAGCCUUGAUUAUAGAAGGCCCCUGGUUGAUCAUUCAUCACUAACUGUCCCCAUCAUAACUCACACAGGACUGAAACCAUAUGAGUAUGAGAGAGUCGAAGAGAAGCUUUGUAAAUGUAAUGAACUUGAGAAAACUUGCAGUGAAUUCCACUUCUUUCAAAAGCAUGAAAGUAUACACACUGGAGAGAAACCAUAUGAACAUAAGCAACGUGGGAAAAUCUCUGAUUCCAGAGAAUGUACUGUGAUUCCUCAUGCUGGAGAGAAGCCCCUUGUGUAUAAGAAGAGUAUGAAUGCCUCCAGAACACCCACUUAUGUUCAUAUUCAUGAAAGAAAUCACAGUGGAGUGAAUCCAUAUGUAUGUAAACAAUGUGGAAAAGCUUUUGUUUCUUUCCACUAUAUUCAAAUACAUGAAAAAACACACACAAGAGAGAAGGCCUAUGUUUGUAAGGAAUGUGGGAAAGCAUUUUCUCAUAGUAAUUCCUUUUGCAAACAUAAAAGAAUUCACACUGGGGAGAAACCCUAUGUAUGUGAACAAUGUGGGAAAGCAUUUAUCACACGUAGUUAUUUUCAAAGACAUGAAAGGGUACACACUGGGGAGAAACCCUACGUAUGUAAGCAAUGUGGGAAAGCCUUCAGUAUGCAUAGUAAUUGUCAGAUCCAUGAAAGAAUUCACAAUGGGGAAAAGCCCUAUGUAUGUAAGCAAUGUGGGAAAGCUUUCAUUACAUCCUGGCAUUGUCAGCGACAUGAAAGGAUACACACUGGGGAUAAGCCUUAUGUAUGUAAGCAAUGUGGGAAAGCCUUCAGUAUGCACAGUAACUGUCAAAUACAUGAAAGAAUUCACACUGGGGAAAAACCUUAUGUAUGUAAGCAGUGUGGGAAGGCUUUCAGCAGACACUAUGAUUGUCAUAUACAUGAAAGAAAUCACACUGGGGAGAAACCCUAUGAAUGUAAGCAAUGUGGAAAGGCUUUCAGUACACACAGUAAUUGUCAAAAACAUGAAAGAAGACAUACUGGGGAGAAACCUUACAUUUGUAAGCAAUGUGGAAAAGCAUUCAGUACACACAGUCAUUGUCAAAAACAUGAGCAAAAUCAGACUCGUGAGAAAACCUAUAAAUGUAAGCAGUGUGAGAAAGCUUUCUGUUCUAAGUGUUUAUUAUGUGACCAUAAAAAAUCUCACACUGCAGAGAAACCCUACGUAUGUAAGCAAUGUGGGAAAGCCUUUGGCAGACACUAUGAUUGUCAGAUACAUGAAAGAAGUCAUACUGGAGAGAAACCCUAUGCAUGUAAGCAAUGUGGGAAAGCUUUCACUACACAAGGUCAUUGUCAAAGGCAUGAAAAAAUUCACAGUGGGGAGAAACCUUAUGUGUGUAAGCAAUGUGGGAAAGCUUUCAGCAGGCAAGGUACUUGUCAAAUACAUGAAAGAAUUCACACAGGGGAGAAACCUUAUGUAUGUAAGCAAUGUGGAAAAGCUUUCAGCAGACAUAAUGAUUGUCAAAUACAUAAGAGAAUUCACACAGGGGAGAAACCUUACAUAUGUACUCUAUGUGGGAAAGCAUUUGCUGAUAACAGUUCAUUUUAUAGACAUAAAAGAACUCACACUGGAGAGAAACCCUAUGCAUGUAAGCAAUGUGGGAAAGCAUUCAGUACAUGCAGUGAUUGUCAAAUUCAUGAAAGAAGUCACAAAGGGGAAAAACCAUAUGUAUGUAAGCAAUGUGGGAAAGCAUUCAGUACAAACAAGUAUUGUCAAAUACAUGAAAGAAGUCACACUGGAGAAAUUGUAUGUAAGCAGGCCUAUUUUGAAAAUCCUAUAAAAUUUUCUCAUGUAGUUGAGGGAUAUCUAUAAAA
This is a messenger RNA of Octodon degus (degu), 2345 nucleotides long. Its product is annotated as zinc finger protein 431-like. Gene Ontology annotation, biological process: regulation of transcription by RNA polymerase II. The record is from RefSeq and is a predicted model, not a curated record. Lineage: Eukaryota; Metazoa; Chordata; Mammalia; Rodentia; Octodontidae. Gene Ontology annotation, molecular function: DNA-binding transcription factor activity, RNA polymerase II-specific; RNA polymerase II cis-regulatory region sequence-specific DNA binding. The coding region runs from base 91 to 2343 and encodes 750 amino acids. The transcript is spliced from 4 exons.